Marasmius oreades (fairy-ring Marasmius) is the source of this 854-nucleotide messenger RNA. RefSeq lists its product as uncharacterized. Lineage: Eukaryota; Fungi; Basidiomycota; Agaricomycetes; Agaricales; Marasmiaceae. The transcript is spliced from 3 exons. The record is from RefSeq and is a predicted model, not a curated record. Bases 25 to 720 code for a protein of 231 amino acids.
CUUCAAUUCUCCCCCACUCAAAAAAUGGCCGGUAUGGAUUGGGCUGCCCGUCUUCCACCCUGGAUAUCUCGAUGGAUCGGCUACCGUGCAACGCCUCCACCCAAACUACCACCCUGGGGCGCCUGGUUCUGGGCGUGGAUCGGGUCCUUCUGUGGUCUAUGCGUGCUCCAAGCUGUCUUCGGUCAAGCUUCGUACUUUAUCGACAGGGAGAUACCACCCAUCGUAGCUGGUUUCGGUGCAUCCGCAGUCUUACUCUGGGGAAUCGUCGAAUCUCCACUUUCCCAACCUCGCGCUUUAUUCGUCGGUCACUUCAUCAGCGCCCUAACAGGCGUCAUCAUCACCAAACUCUUCCGACUUCUCCCUACCUAUGAACGUUAUUUGGAGUUGCAAUGGCUCGCUGGCUCACUUUCAUGUUCGACUGCUAUUGUUUUGAUGAUGAUCACCAAUACUAUGCAUCCACCCGCAGGUGCAACUGCACUCUUAGCUGCCGUCAACGAAGAAGUAAGAGACAUGGGAUGGUACUACCUCCCAGUCUCUUUAUUAUCCUGCGCCCUCUUACUAGCCGUCGCCCUCCUCACCAACAACAUUCAACGCCAGUAUCCAACCUUUUGGUUCUACCAAUCACCUCCUCCGCCUAUACUUCCUGUCUCGACAAAAGAAGUCAGCAAUGUAAAUGUAACUGUAACUCCAACAGAUUCUUUCGUGUCUAGUAAUCGAUAGGGGGGGGGGGCCCGCAACGUUAUUCAUGACUUAUAGAUAUACGGGGUUGUUUCAUAAUGUGUAACAGUAAUUUAUGUAAUUGUAAUUUCAUUUUUCCGGGGCUGCAAGACAGCAGAAUACCUUUUGAAUAUGCC